CCGCGUUUUGCCCUGCCCUUGUGUUGCUGCUCUGGUCGCGGCGCAUCGCGUCUCCACCGCAUUUCGCCUCCUUCCUCUCACAGUGACACAGAAAACGCAGGGGCUCACGCGUGUAUCUGUGUCUCGCUCGCUCGCGCUCUCUCUCUCUCUCGCGCGCGCAUGUGUGUGUAUGUGUUGCUGUGUGAGAGCGAACGCGCUGAAGAAGUUGUUGGCGCACAGAAGUGUCUCCGCUUCAAACGGAUUUCUUCCAGCCGGGGACAGUCGGAAUACGCGGGGCUUGUUUGUUUGUUUGUUGGUGUCCUUUGCAUCUGCGGGGAAGACACUGCGCUUCAGAGGAUGAGGUGGACGUGCCAGUAUCUGGAGUGAGGAGUGAUUUUUAUUCUUAUUUUUUUUAUUUUUAUGUUUUCUUUUCCAUUUUUUUUUUAAUUUUGUUUCUGUCAAUGAACACCUGACAGCUGCAGCGGCGCGCGCACUGGAGACGAGUCUUUCAAUUAAAGCCUCUUUGGAUUUAGUUUGUUUGUGUUCCCGACGGAUUCUCUUUUACCCCCACCCCCCACCCCACCCCACCGCCCAAACAUAUAUACCCCCCGCGUGAAACACCAUCAAGGGGUUUUCUUCACUGAUGUGUGCGAUGUGGAAACUGCAAGUCGCCUUCUUAUGCACUGUGUCGACGCUGCUGUCCCUGUCGUCUGGUGGUGAGAGCAAAGCGCGGAGCUGUAGCGAAGUGAGGCAAGCUUAUAACGCGAAAGGAUUCAGCCUCGACAAUGUACCUCAUCAGGAAAUAUCAGGUGAGCACCUGCGUGUCUGUCCUCAGGGAUACACCUGCUGCACGUCGGAGAUGGAGGACAAACUCAACCUGCAGAGCAAAGCGGAGUUUGAGAACAUAGUCGAUGAGAGCAGCCGCAACAUGAGGACGACGUUCGUUGCCAGGCAUAAAAAGUUUGACGAGACCAGCUCCCACAUCACUGUGUCGUCUCCCCUCUCUUUCUCCCUCAGUUCCUCUCUGGUGAUCCUCUCCCCCGAUUCUAUCUGA
Solea senegalensis (Senegalese sole) is the source of this 1033-nucleotide messenger RNA. Its product is annotated as glypican-6-like. The coding region runs from base 623 to 1033 and encodes 136 amino acids. Lineage: Eukaryota; Metazoa; Chordata; Actinopteri; Pleuronectiformes; Soleidae. Gene Ontology annotation, cellular component: cell surface; extracellular region; synapse. The record is from RefSeq and is a predicted model, not a curated record. Gene Ontology annotation, biological process: regulation of signal transduction; cell migration; regulation of protein localization to membrane. The transcript is spliced from 3 exons.